AAAGCGGCGGCGUGACAACAGACACAAAGCUCUAAACAGCACUAAAGGUACUUUUGGUUCUGCUAUAGUUUCAUUUUUAGGUCAGUUUUUAACAGAUAUUAUAUUUGCGACUCUUCAGCAGUGAAGGUGAUCAUUUAACCCCAUCAGAGGAGUGAGCGACGGCAAUAUGGACACCGCAGUAAAAAAGAGUAAUAAGGAAAACUCCAAGCCGGAGGCUGGACCAAAAAAAACAGAGUCCAGAAAUUUCAUAUCUAAGCAACAGCAGCUGAGGAGACCUGCACCGCUGCAGUCCAAAAAUGACCCGAGGGAGGAGAAGGCUGGAGACAAGGUCCAGUCUAAAGCGCAGGUUAAACCAGCCAAGAACAACGAUUUGGAUUCCAUGAGGCGGAAAACCCUGAGUCAGGCCUUCCGCACUGAACAAACCCUGAGACACCGGAAACUGGUGCUGGAGUCAGAGAAGCCUCCAUCGUCUGUCGCUCCAAAACCCCUCCUCCCUGGUACCUACAAGGGCAGAGUGGUACAAUCCAAAAUAGACUGCUUCAGGAAGCCGCCGAGUGGCCAAGAGAAGAACCUGUCCGAAGCUGUGAUGGUGAUUCGGUCCAAAUCCACCACAGCGCUGUCUGCUUCCUCAAGAGCAGGAGUCCAGCGGAGUGUGCAGAGCAGAACGAAGUCAGGGUCAGACGCAAAGAUUAACGUGCAGAAGACGGUUCCUCAAAGAAGGAUACAAACAAUAGGUCCAGCAAAGACAGCUGCUGUCUCCACCAAGCCCCCGGCGGUCUCCACCAAGCCCCCGACGGUCUCCACCAAGCCCCCGGCGGUCUCCACCAAAAAAAAUACCAUCUCCACCAAACCAUCUGUGAUCUCUAGAAAACCAGGUACAAUGUCCGCAAGACCACCGACAGUGACUUCAUUCAUCAAGAAGAAGGAACCAUUGAAACCUGCUGCAGUUGCUAGUGAGCAGAAAUCACAAAGGUCCAUCUCGAGCUCCAUCAGUCAGUACAGAGUCCGAGUGGAAUCCAACGAGGAGAGACGGGAAAAGUUAGCUGCAUGGUUGGCGUCGAAGGGGAAAACUCUGAAAAGACCGACGAUGACUCAGAAGUCUGCAUCUCAGACAUGUAACCCUCGACUCAGCACUGAAGAUGAAGCUCAGCCAGAAGCGAGUGAACAAGCUGAAGCGGUGCCUGUCAAUCAAACGGAACAGAGCGAGGUUCUUCAGACUAAACCUGCCUUCUCCAGCAGCCCGAAUCACAUCCUCAACAUCACACUGGACCUGCUGGACAACUCGGACACGGAGCUGCCUGGAGAGCCCGACAUCAGGAUGGAAUCGCUGGUUAUAAACCUGUGUGAAAGAUUGGAGGCGAUGGAAACUCCGUCCUCAUGCAAGAGCGACACAAAGGCAGGAGGAGGCGCAGAGGCCGAGGUGAAGGUAGAAGAAGAAAUGCCCGAGUACCAAAUUCUGGAGGAGGAAGAACUGAGAGAGGAACCAAAGGCCACCUCUGGAGUGAAGAAGAACGAGGAGGAUGGAGAGGAAGAAAAGGAAACUGUCAAGGCAGGUGAAGAGAAGAAACUGUCUGAAGGUGAUGAUGAGGAGGAUGAAGAAGAGGAGAUGGACUCCACUCCUGCAGAUGUUCUGGAUGCGUGUGUUGUGAAGUACAGCGUGAAAACAACUCCAUUUCUGCAGAGUGUGAGGAAGAGGAUGGAGGGUGAAAUGGCUAACGGUACUUCAGGCUCUUGCUGUAAAAGUUCCAUUAAAGAGCUGAAGUUUCUGACACCGGUGCGCCGCUCGUCCCGGAUCCACAGAAACUCGUCCCGUCUGCCGGGCAUGCUGAACGAACACGACCCCUGUGUGUCCUCGCUGGCCGAGCUGGAGCUGCUGGACUCUCAUGCCUACGUCUACAGGAAGAACCCUGCGCUGCUGCAGCACCUCCCUGAUCAGCGCCCUGAAGCCCAGAGCUCCGAACCCACCUGCAAAUAAACACAGCCAGUCACCAGCACAGGAGGUGCACAUACUUUAUCUACAGCUACAUGCAAAUACUAAACCUUAAGCUGUGGCAGGAAAAACAGUGGGCUUAUUUUAAUAUGUAAAUAUAUGAUUUUUCUAUCGGUUCACUUACACCUGUAACAAAGUAUAGAGGUGACUGAAGGCAAAAAGAUGGAUUUUAUUAAUGAUGAAUGUUAGUAAUGCUACACUAAUGGGGUUUGGAGGUUUUUAUUAACUGAUCAUUUAAGUGUGUUUUACUUAACAAUGUUAAACUAACCCCAGACAGAUAUGGUGGAAACCUAUAAAGUCAAAUGAAAUAAAAAAAUUUAAAAAAAGCAAGCAGGAUUUACUGUCCAUUAAAGAGCCUGUGAAACCAGUCAGGAGCGUAGAGACGUGUAAUGUGCACAAACGUCCUGAGAUUACUGUGUGAAAGGUUUUAGUUCCACUAACAACUGAUGCAGGAAAAAAGAGGUUCAGCUGUUUUUACCGCCUUUAUUACUACGAAAGCCUUAACAGAUUAUAACCUAUAUAACAUUAUCUGUGAUUGACAGGUGUGUAACCUAGCAACACAAGCUGCUGUAUGCAUAUGUGUGUGUAUAUAUACUGUAUAUAUAAACUAAGUGCCAAUGGAAAAGUGUUAACACUUCAGGGUGAAUCAGGACUCUUAUGUUGCUUCACAGGCUAAAUGCAGUUGUUCGUAAUACUGUAGAUGCACCCCAAUAUUCACAGGAAAUACAAUUGUGAAUAUUUUCUCUUAAUCGAAGUUUAUUAUUAAUAAAUUGUAUGAAUGCCCAAAA
This is a messenger RNA of Tachysurus vachellii, 2778 nucleotides long. Its product is annotated as cytoskeleton-associated protein 2. Gene Ontology annotation, biological process: negative regulation of microtubule depolymerization. Lineage: Eukaryota; Metazoa; Chordata; Actinopteri; Siluriformes; Bagridae. The coding region runs from base 167 to 1975 and encodes 602 amino acids. Gene Ontology annotation, cellular component: microtubule cytoskeleton. The record is from RefSeq and is a predicted model, not a curated record. The transcript has 7 exons.